CUCGACUGUCUGCUGGCGAGUUAGAUAUUGAAUUUGAUCUCACAACCGGCAGAGACUCGAUUCAACUGUCUGCUGGCGAGUUAGGUAUUGAAUUUGAUUUCACAACCGGCAGAGACUCGACUGUCUGCUGGCGAGUUAGAUAUUGAAUUUGAUCUCACAACCGGCAGAGACUCGAUUCAACUGUCUGCUGGCGAGUUAGGUAUUGAAUUUGAUUUCACAACCGGCAGAGACUCGACCGAAAAGAAGAUGAAGACCAUUCUGUGUAUUGCGUUUGUCCUGUUAACCUCCACAUUACUUGCAUUAUGGUAUUUGCCACCAACAACAGCUUUACCUGUGAAUUGGCAUGACUAUUUCAGUAAUGAGAUUAGGGAUUACUGGGCACUCCCUCGUCGAGAGAGUACAUAUGCCGGACAAGAGCCAAGCCUAGUUGAAAGAAAUUACGAUGUUGAGGAAUGCGGAAAAAGAAGCGGAAUUGACGUCAAUGAAGAAAGUGAAAAAUACUUUAGUUGGGAUGGUGAAAGUGAUGAGUCGGGCAGUGGUGCCGGAAGUACAGGGGAGGGAAGUUCUGGUAGUCAUGGGGAGAAUAAUGGAAGUGGAGAGGAGGGAGGUAGCGGACAAAGUGGAAUGGAAGGAGGCAGUGGGGAGAGUGGAAUGGAAGGAGGCAGUGAAGGAAAUAGAAUGGAAGGAAGUAGCGGAGAGAGCAGAAUGGAAGGAAGCAACAUAGACAAUGGAAUGGAAGAGAGCAGUGGAGAAAAUGGAAUGGAAGGAAGCAGUGGAGAGAGUGGAAUGGAGGGAAACAGCGGAAAAGGUGAAAUGGAAGGAAGCAGUGGAGAGAGUGGAAUGGAAGGAGGCAGUGGAGAGAGUGUAAUAGACAGAAGCAGUGGAGAAAGUGGAAUUGAAGAAAAAAGCGGAGAAGAUAGAAUGGAAGGAAAUAGUGGAGAAAGUGGAAAUGAAGAAAGCAGUGGAGAAAGUGGAAUAGAAGAAAAAAGCGGAGAGGAUAGAAUGGAAGGAAAAAGUGGAGAAAGUGGAAAUGAAGGAAGCAGUGGAGAAAGUGGAAUAGAAGGAAGUGGCGAAGAGAGCGGAAUGGAAGGAGGCAGUGGAGAGAAUGAAAUGGAAGGAAGCAGUGGAGAAAAUGGAAUGGUAGGAGGUAGCCAUGAAAAUGGAAUUGAAGCAAGCGGCUAUGAAAAUGGAAGUGAAGGACGCAGUAGAGAAAGUGGAAUGGAAGGAGGCAGUGGAGAAAAUGGAAUGGAAGGAAGUAGCGAAGAGAGUGGGAUGGAAGGAGGCAGUGGAGAGAAUGGAUUGGAAGGAAGCAGUGGAAAAAAUGGAAUGGAAGGAAGCAGCCAUGAAAAUGGAAGUGAAAGAAGCAGUGGGGAAAGUGGAAUGAGAGGAAGCAGUAGAGAAAAUAGAAUAGAAGGAAACAGCGAAGAAAGUGGAAUGGAAGAAGGCAGUGGGGAGAAUGGAAUGGAAGGAAGCGGUGGAAAAAGUGGAAUGGAGGGAAGUAGCCAAGUACAUGGAGAAGAAGGAAGCACAGAAGAAAGUGGGGGCGAAGGAAGUAGCGAAGAUAAUGAGGAGGAGGGCAGCAGCGGAGAAAGUGGAGAGGAGGGAAGCAGUAACGGACACGAGGAGAAGGAAAGCAGCACUGAAAUUGAUAAGGAAGGAAGUGGCGAAAAAAAUGGAAACGAGGAAGGCAGUGAAGAAAGUAGCGAGAAAAGUGGAGAGGAGGAAAGCUUUGGAAUGGAAAAUAUCAUUGCUGUUAACAAUGGCCAAGUUCUUUUGGCUGGUGGCAUUCCUCGUAACCCUACUACCGAGCCUCUUUCACCGACACCUGAGAGGACAGAUGCCGUUCAGGACCUCUUAGAGAUGGUCAAAGAGAUAGAAAAUGCAGCAGAGCUUCCGAGGCCUUAAUUGGGUUGGAGUGUCAACACUGAUAAUAGGACCAGAUAUAUAGUUGUAUUAAAUAUGACUAGAGAUAAAACUAGAAACGACCAUGUCUUCCCAUGCUUGACUUCUUUCGAGGAUCAAAAAGCGCAGUGCUUCAAUGAGAUAUAGGGGCGCAUUCAAUUCGGUUGGAAAAAAUUCGGUGGCAAUUUUCUUUCUGGAGGAUCAGUUAAGCUCUUUUUUUUUAAAACAUAACUAACGGAGCUACCCUACUCCUUUUGCACAGAUCAGACUUUUCUCCCAGUAAAAGAAAAAAGAAAAGGCCCCUGGUUAGAGAGGCGGUCGGUUCUAGUCCAGAAUUAUAUUUCAUUUCGUUUGGUUUUGAUUUUUGCCGUGUAAAAUCGCUCAUUGUAGCUGAGAUUCUAUGGCUUUUUAGACUUUAAGCGGUGGAAUAGAGAAGGCCUUUAUUAUUAGUGCUACGGCACGAGCUUAGCGCGGUCUUGAGGAACGCAACCAGGCGAGAGGUCUGCCAGGGGAUCGAGUCAAGCACUGAUUACCAGUGCCAGACCCCGAAAAACCUCCUUCUGACAAGAUUGGUCUUAAAUCUUCCAGCGGGCAGAGAAACGAGCGUCCUACAAUGAAGACCUGCUGGAAAGCUCACGAAAUGUGACACCGUUAACAUGUCUGCAAAGCUACAAAAUCUAGUUAAGCCCCAAUCAAGUCUUAGUUAGUUUAAUGGUAUUUUAAUUAACAACUCCUGAGGCUUGUUUCCAUAGUUACAACAACAAACAUGAACGGUGGGAACUUGAGAAAUAAAUGGUACAGUAUUUUUUUCAUUAUUUUUUCAAAAUGUACAAUGGAACAAAACUUUGAGCACAUCCCCUUAACAUCUAAAGUAGAGUCCAGUUAUCGGUUAGAAAAGACCAUUCCAUUUCAUUUCCCAUAAGAUGAAAAGACAAAACAGCCCUAAAUCGAAGUAAAUAAGGAUGAUUAUAUCCUUUCGACCUCUGCAAGUCUGUUCGGCGUAAUGCCACGGACUUUUAACUUUAAGCUCAUAACUUGGCUUCAAUUUGAAUCUUGUUUGUCAAUUUUGGAUUAACUGAAGAAGAAUUUUUCCGUUAGAAAAUAAAUUACUUGUAGGUUUUUAUCAUUUACUGUCAGAGAAAUUGAAAACACCACUUUUUAGAAUACAGACAAAAAACUAAACGAAUCUAUAUAUUUUUAUCAAGUAGAAUUUGCCGUCAAAGUGGGGGGAAGGGGGACAGGGGGUCAGAGUCUCCCCCUUCCCGUGCCUCGUUCUCCCGCCUCCCGUACUUUUAUGCCCUUUUGUCUCCCCUUUGCCUCCCUUUGCCCAGGUCUAACUUUCAAACUGUGCCAAAAUUUAAUAUUCCUGUUCAUUUUCACCGGAAGUAAUGCUGUUUUAUCAGCCCGAGUACAAAUUUACAUUUUCUUGCCUUCGAAAUUUCAUAGCAUUGGUGGAUGUUAAAAGAAAAUUUUAAAACUAGAUAAGUGUUUUAGACUGGAUAAUACCCAGUAAUAAGUUUGUACUCGUCUCGCGCGUUAUUUGUACUCUACG
Stylophora pistillata is the source of this 3454-nucleotide messenger RNA. RefSeq lists its product as uncharacterized. The record is from RefSeq and is a predicted model, not a curated record. NCBI's taxonomy places the organism in Eukaryota, Metazoa, Cnidaria, Anthozoa, Scleractinia, Pocilloporidae.